GUGUAAUAAAAGGGGAGGUGGUGUUUCCAAGCGUGAUAGCCUGCCAGGUGCCUCGCGCCCAAGGCCCCCCUAUAUUCGACUCCACCACACUUCACUCUCUCUGCAAUCGCCUCAUUUUUGUUGGCAGACAAAUGGUCUCAGAUAAAGGCAAGGAGAAAGUCGCCGGCGGCGGCAAGGGCUCGGCGGGGAAGCGGAAGAUUGAUCUCGACAAGGGAUACGAUGAGGACAAGAUCGGGAAAAGGAGGAAGGCCGGAAUACAGUUCUUCGAGGACCAGGCUUACCAGGUCGGAGAAGACGACGACGACUUCAGUGAUGAAUUUGAUUUCUCCGAUGAUGACUUUUUUCAAGAAGACUUUGUUACUGAAGUCCCGGAUGAACAAGCCAAACACACUGGGUUCCCUCUUGUGCCUAAGGAAGAAGAGAUGGAUGAAGAGGAGUUAGAAAAAAUGUUGAGAGAGCGUUACAAACCUGGUUCUGGUUUUGUUAGAUUUGCAGAAGAUGGAUAUGAAAGAAAAGGAUUUAUUGAAGAGGAGGUAUCCGCACCCUCCUCCAGGGACCCUACUCUAUGGAAAGUGAAAUGCAUGAUUGGACGUGAAAGGCAUUCGGCUUUCUGCCUCAUGCAGAAAUAUGUGGACUUGAAAGCUCUGGGAACAAAGCUUCAGAUAAUCUCCGCUUUUGCUCUUGAUCACGUGAAGGGCUUUGUUUAUAUUGAAGCAGACAAACAGCGCGAUGUUAUUGAGACUUGUAAGGGGCUUUGCAGUAUAUAUUGCAGUCGGAUGGCUCCCGUUCCAAAAAAUGAAAUCUCUCAACUGAUAUCAGUACGGAACAAGUGCAAUGGAAUUUCAGAGGGCACGUGGGCUCGUGUCAAGAGUGGAAAGUACAAAGGGGAUUUAGCACAGGUUGUGGCGGUGAAUGAUAUACAGAGAAAAGUCACUGUGAAGUUGAUUCCGAGAAUAGAUUUGCAAGCACUUGCUGAGAAAUAUGGGGGAGGAGUUGCUUCCAAGAAGGCUUCCAUUCCAACAGCUAGAUUUAUCAGCUCUACUGAACUAGAGGAUUUCCGUCCUCUAAUCACAUACCGCAAAGACCGUGAAACAAACCAAAUGUAUGAAGUUCUUGAUGGAAUGAUGCUCAAAGAAGGCUACUUAUACAAGAAGAUGUCUGUUGACUCUUUGUGCCUUUGGGGUGUAAUGCCUACUGAAACUGAGCUCUUGAAGUUUGAGCCUCCUAAGAAAGAUGAACCUCUUGAUACCGAGUGGCUUUCCCAGCUAUAUGGUGAACAAAAGAAAAAACAAACAAUUAAGAAUGACAAAGGGACUGGGAAAGGUGGCGAGAAAGCAGAGGGUUCAUCUAGCUCUAGCAACAACAAUUUUGAAGUAGAUGACCUAGUUUUUUUUGGCCGUAAAGAUUUUGGCAUCAUUGUUGGCACGGAGAAGGAGAAUGUCUAUAAAAUCAUGAAAGAUGGUUCAGAAGGGUCAAUACUAGUAACACUUCCACUUCGUGAGCUAAGAGCUGCAUGCUUUGACAGAAAACUGUUUACUGUAAAAGAUCAGCAUAAAAAUACAAUCACUAUAAAUAACGUUGUACGGGUUUUGGAUGGUCCAUCAAAGGAUAGACAAGGAACUGUUAAACAAAUCUAUAAAGGAGUCAUCUUUCUGUAUGAUGAGCUGGGCGAGGAACAUAAUCGCUAUAUCUGUGUUAAAGCUCAGAUCUGUGAAAAAGUUUCCUGCAAUGAUGCUCUAUUGAAUGGAAAGGGAAAUGAGGCUGGACCAUCGUCAUGUUUUGGUGAUUCCCCACCAUCUCCAAAUACCCCUUUGUCUCCUAAGAAACCUUUCCGGGAGAGGGAGGGUAACAACAAUUUUCAUCGUGAGGAUAACGAUGUAUUGUUCUCUAUUGGUCAAUCAGUGAGAAUACGGGUAGGUCCGUUGAAGGGAUACACCUGCCGUGUCUUGGCUGUACGCAAAACUGAUGUCACUGUGAAACUUGAUUCUCGGCAGCAGAUUCUCACAGUUAAAAGCGAGCAUCUGUCUCAGGUUCACGGAAAGUCUGGCAUUUCUUUGGGUAGUGCUGAUCCAGAGGCUGCAAAACCAUUUGAUCUGUUUGGAGCACAAGAUGGUGCAAGAGAGUGGACUGAUGGAGGUGUACAAGCUGCACAAGAUGAUAGUUGGAAUGCAGGAUUGUCAUCUAGUGAAAGGAGCUCUUGGCCUUCUUUUUCUUCUUCGAGCAUACCUACUCAACAAAAUCAGAAUACUAGUUCUCUCACUGCAGUUGAUUUUAAUAAAGAUGCUGGGAGUUCUGCCUGGGAAACCGGGACAUCUCAAAGUAAAAAUGUUGCUGAUGCCGGGCAAAGUAGUGGUUGGGGAGGAAGUGAUAGUUGGAAAAAAGGUGCCUCAACUGGAGUAGCUGGUACCUCUGGUUCUGACAGUUGGGGUAAAACUUCUGAGGCAUGCGAGGAUAACACAAUCAAGAACGAUGCUUCCAACUGGGGUGCUCCUGGAGCCACUGUUGGGAAAGAGUCCAGUGGGAGCUGGAAUCAAAUUGAAUCAAGCACUUGGACUAAAGCUGCAGCAAGCAAUGAAGGGCAAAGCGAAGGAUGGGGUAAAAAAGGGAAGGGUGAAGAAAAUGAUGGGCCUAGUUGGGGAAAACCUGUGGGCUCUCAAGGCGCUGCCGUUGCAAACAAUGAUGCCUGGGGCAGUAAGGGAGCAUCUUCUAGCUCUUUACCUGGUCCAGUGAGUGAGAGUGGAGGGUGGGGCAAUGCAGGAAAGUCACAGGAUGGUGGAUCCCAAUGGGGUAAACAAGACGGUGGAUCUUCUUGGAACAAGCCAUCUAGCUCUUUACCCGGUCCAGCAAUUGAAAGUGGAGGCUGGGGCAGUGCAGGAACAGCACAGGAUGGUGGAUCCCAAUGUGGCAAACAAGAUGUGGGAUCUUCUUGGAACAAGCCUUCUAGCUCUUUACCUGGUCCGGCGAUUGAAAGUGGAGGCUGGGGCAAAGCAGGAAAUUCACAGGACGGUGGUACCCAAUGGGGUAAACAAGAUGGGGGAUCUUCUUGGAACAAACCUUCUAGCUCUUUACCUGGUCCAGGGAUUGAAAGUGGAGGCUGGAGCAGUGCAGGAAAUUCACAGGACGGUGGUACCCAAUGGGGCAAACAGGAUGGGGCAUCUUCUUGGAACAAGAAGGAAGAUAAAUCAUCAUGGGAAACAAAGGGUGGGGGAGGAUCAUCUCUUGCCCAACAAGAUAGUAAGGUCCAAGAUGUGGGCUCUUCCUGGAACAAGAAGGAAGACAGUAAAAUACACAACAGUUCUGGUGGGGGUGAGGAUGGUGGAUCCUCUUGGGGAAAGAAGGGUGGUGGGUCAUGGGGAACACAAGAUGGGGGUACACAAGCUGGAGGAUCAUCUUGGGGCCAGCGAGCCGAUCAUUCUUCGGACCAACAAGGAAGCUGGGGUGGUGGGGGAACUUUUGAUGGUGGCCGUGGCUCUGGUGGGAGAAGAGGAAGGGGCCGAGGAAGAGACAGCUUCGGUAGAGGAGGUAGAGGAAGGUCUUUUGAUCGAGGUGGCGAGUCAAGUAGCUGGGGAAAGGAGGGCGAUGAUACUUAUGGAUCAGGAUUUGGUGGUGCUGGGGGGCAACAGUCUAGUAGUUGGAGAAGUUCUCAGGAAAGUUCUUGGGGAAAGACGACAACAGAUGGAAGCAAAAAGGAUGAUUGGGGAAAUUCUAAUGCAUCUGCUGGGCAAUCUAGCUGGAAGAGUUCUCAGGAAAGUUCUUGGGGCAAGGCAAAAUCAAAUGACGGAACAACAAAUGCUAGUUGGGGUAGUAAUCAAGAUGCCAGAGGUGAAAGUGGUGAUAAAUGGACCAGCAACAAAGCUGCAUCGAACUCAAGCUGGAAAAGUGAUCAUCAAUCAGAAAACCCUGAAAGAAACAAUAAACAGUCUGAUUGGCAGAGUGGAGGAAACUGGAAUGCCUCUAAACCUUCUGCUGGUGAAAACCAGUCAUCCAGCUGGAACAGAAAACCAUCUGACGAUGAAGGAAAUAAAGAUACCAGUGGAGUUGGUGGGUGGAACACAGGUAAAGAAAGUGGGACUGAGACAACGAACACAUCAUCAGGUUGGAACAAUAAAAGCUCCAAUGAGGGGGCAUCAGUUGGUUGGGGAAGUAGUGAAAAUCAGUCUUCUGGGUGGAAGAGUGAAAGCACAUCUAAUGCCUGGAGCGGCAAAGGUAACUGGAACUCGGGAGGCAGUAGCUUUGGUGGGGGGAACGAACUGCAGGAUGAAAAUUCCACCGAGAGGGGAGGAAGAGGUGGAUGGAGAGGUGGCCGUGGAGGUGGGUCAGAUAGGGGUGGAGGAUUUCGAGGACGAGGUGGCUAUGAUAGGGGAAGAGGCUAUCAAGGCAGAGGUGGUGGUUUUGAUAGAGAUGGUGGGGGGUUUCGUGGGAGAGGCGAUGGCUUUGGUGGCAGAGGGCGUGGAAGAAGAGAUCAAAGCAGCGAUUGGAAUAACAAUAGUAGAAAUGAUUUUGGCAGUGAUGGCAAUAGGCCUAGCAGCUGGAGUACUGGAAAUGAUUCCGGAGGUGGCGGCGGCAGCUGGAAAGCUGGUGGUGAUAAUAAGGGAGGUUGGAGUGCUGGUGGUGAUGGGAACAAGCCAAGCAGCUGGAAUACUGGGAAUGAUGCUGGUGGCGGCUGGAAAGCUUCUAGUGAUAAUAAGGGAGGUUGGGGCGCUGGUGGUGAUGGGAACAAGCCAAGCAGCUGGAAUUCUGGUAAUGAUGCUGGCGGUGGCUGGAAAGCUGCUGGUGAUAACAAGGCAGGUUCGAGUGCUGGCGGUGAUGGGAAUAAGCCGAGCAGCUGGAAUACCGAUAAUGAUGCUGGUGGCGGCUGGAAAGCUUCUAGUGAUAAUAAGGGAGGUUGGGGCACUGGCGGUGAUGGGAACAAGCCAAGCAGCUGCAAUACCGGAAAUGAAUCUGGUGGCGGCUGGAAAGCUGCUGGUGAUAAUAAGGGAGGUUGGGGUGCUGGCGUUGGUGGGAAUAAGCCAAGCAGCUGCAGUACUGGGAAUGAUGCUGGCGGCAGCUGGAACACUGUUAGUGAUAAUAAGGAAGGUUGGGGCGCUGGCGGUGAUGUGAACAAGCCAAGCAGCUGCAAUACUGGGAAUGAUGCUGGCGGCGGCUGGAAAGCUGCUGGCGAUAAUAAGGGAGGUUGGGGUGCUGGUGAUGCAGGCGGUUCCACCAGUAAGACAUCAUCCACCUCUUGGGGCGGCAACGCACCCGAACCUUCAAAGCCCAAAGAAGACAGUGGAGGGGCUGCUGGUGAUUCAUGGGGCAAGGCCGCCUCAUCUUCUACCUCUUGGGGUGGCGGGCAAGGGAAUGGAGCCGCUUCUUCUGCCGGAAAGGGCGGAUGGUGAAUGGAGGUAAAACUUUUUUUACUACGUAUUAAUUAUUACCCCCCCCCCCCUAACACCCCAGCCUGAAAAAAUUAAGUUCUUGUGAAGUGGACUUCAAAGUGACUAUAUUUUAAGGGAAGGCUUUGUGCAUUUAUCACCUCACCAGAAGCCCUGUCUCUAUUUCAGUACUCUACUUUUUAUUUUUUUGUAUUGGAAUCAGUAACAUUUUACUACCAGAAUCAGACCAAUGGUUUAACCCUGAAUUAUA
Molecule: messenger RNA, 5625 nt
Organism: Cuscuta campestris
Lineage: Eukaryota; Viridiplantae; Streptophyta; Magnoliopsida; Solanales; Convolvulaceae
Source: the annotation of a GenBank genome assembly